UUCACCCUUCAUAUGCAAGCUCACCAACACGGGGGUCGACAGGACAUUUUUCCCGAGAAAGACGAGCAGAGCGGACCGCGGUCGGACAGAUGGCCAGAAAGAGCGCCGUUCCUCCGUCCUACUACGGUGAGCCACACAAGUUUGAUCCAACGUUUAGAGGGCCGGUCCACAAAAGGGGCUGCACAGACGUGCUUUGCUGUGUGAUCUUCGUCAUCGUCAUCCUCGGCUACAUCGCUCUUGGAGCAGUGGCAUGGAUGCAUGGUGACCCGCGAAAAGUGGUUUAUCCCACAGACAGCUACGGCCAGUUCUGUGGCCAGCAGGGGACGCCAAACGCAAAUAAAGCCAUAUUGUUCUACUUCAACAUUUUACACUGUGCCAACCCAGCAGUUCUCAUCAACCUGCAGUGCCCUACGACUCAGCUGUGUGUAUCCAAGUGCCCAGACAGAUUUGCCACAUAUUUAGACAUGCAGUAUAACUACAGCAGGAACCGGAGCUACUGGGAGUACUACAGGCAGUUCUGCAAACCCGGCUUCGACAAUCCAAAAAAGUCUGUCGCUCAGGUGCUCAGGGAUGAAGACUGUCCCUCCAUGCUGGUUCCUAGCAGACCCUUCCUUCAGAGGUGCUUUCCAGAUUUCAUCACCAGAAAUGGGACGCUAACCGUCGCCAACAAAACGGACUUUAAGGACGGUCUAGGUAAAACCCGGAGUGUCGUUGAUCUCAGAGAUGCCGCCAACGGAGUCACAGCCAUGCAGCAGGGAACCAAAAGUGGCAUUGCCAGCCUGCUGGACGCCAAGGAGGUGGGCACCAAGAUCUUUGAAGACUAUGCGAGCUCCUGGUACUGGAUUUUAAUAGGGCUGGUCAUUACUAUGGUGAUCAGUCUGCUCUUCAUCCUCUUGCUGAGGUUCACUGCAGGAGUGCUGCUGUGGUGCGUCAUCUUUGGAGUGAUCGCUGCAGUGGGAUACGGUAUCUGGCACUGUUAUUGGGAGUAUGUAACUCUGCGGGGGAAGCCCAACGCCGAUGUCACUAUUUCUGAUAUUGGCUUUCAGACGGAUUUCAGGGUUUAUCUGCAGCUGAGCCAAACGUGGCUGAUCUUCAUGAUCUCUCUGGCGGUGAUAGAGGCCGUGAUCAUCAUGAUGCUGAUCUUCCUGAGGAGGAGAGUCCGCAUCGCUAUAGCUCUGCUGAAAGAGGGCAGCAAGGCUGUUAGCUACAUCAUGUCGACCCUGUUUUAUCCCAUCAUCACUUUCCUCUUGUUGGCCCUCUGCAUAGCAUACUGGGCUGUGACGGCCAUUUUCUUGGCAUCGUCUGGUGAUGCUGUAUACAAAGUGAUGUCAACCCAACCAAACUGUAAAUACACCAACAUCACCUGCAACCCUGAGACGUUCAGUCAGUCUAACGUCAGCCAGGUGUGUCCAGGCUCUCAGUGUACGUUUGCGUUCUAUGGUGGUGAGAGCGUGUACCACCGCUACAUCUUCGUCCUGCAGCUGUGCAACCUGCUGGUCUUCCUCUGGCUCGUCAAUUUCAUCAUCGCUCUGGGUCAGUGCACUCUGGCCGGAGCCUUCGCCUCAUACUACUGGGCCCUGAAGAAGCCUGCAGAUAUCCCAGCAUGUCCUCUGGCUGCCUCUUUCAGCCGGGCCCUCAGGUAUCAUACGGGUUCUUUGGCUUUUGGUGCAUUAAUCCUCUCCAUAGUGCAGUUCUUCCGGAUCGUUCUGGAAUACCUGGACCACAAACUCAAAGGUGCUCAUAACGCGUUUGUGCGCUUCCUGCUGUGCUGUAUGAAAUGCUGCUUCUGGUGCCUGGAGCGUUUCAUCAAGUUCAUGAACAGGAACGCAUACAUUAUGAUUGCGAUUUAUGGGAAGAAUUUCUGUGCCUCAGCGAGAGACGCUUUCUUCCUGCUGAUGAGAAACGUGGUGAGGGUGGCCGUGCUGGACAAGGUCACUGACUUCCUGCUGUUUCUGGGGAAGCUGCUGAUUUCGGGGAGCGUUGGUGUCCUCGCGUUCUUUUUCUUCACACGCAAGAUACCGGUUAUCCAGGAGGAAGUCCCAUCGCUAAAUUACUACUGGGUCCCCCUGCUGACAGUGAUUUUUGGGUCCUAUCUGGUUGCCCAUGGGUUCUUUAACGUCUAUGCCAUGUGUGUGGACACACUUUUUCUCUGCUUCUUGGUGGAUCUGGAGAAGAACGACGGCUCUGCGGCUCGGCCGUACUUCAUGAGCAGCACCCUGAGAGCCAUCCUCAACAAGAAGAACCACCGGAGGGCACCUGAGAGGAAGAGGGCGAGAGUUGGGAGGAGAAAAUGAUGGGGGAAAAAGACUUUUUUGACAGUUUGAGAAUGAGACAGAGUUCUGAGGGGUGGUUCAGUAAGAGAACAGGAGAUUUAUCACUCACUCAUCUGGCAGGUAAGCAUUUGUGAGCUGGACUGGGGGAAGAAACAUCACUAGUGCCAAUACAACACAUGCCUUCAAGAAAAACAUCAGUAGAAAGUAUUUUUAUAAUAACUGAUGAUGUACAUUUAUGCAUUUUAGCACUUAUCAGAGGCUCAUUGAGCAAAAAGGCAGUGCAGGCAGACCCUGGAAGUGUCUGCAAUUUAAAGAGAAAUUCCACUUUUAAAAAAAAAUUCUACAUAAUUAACUGGUUGAGAUGUAAACUGAGCGGU
Pygocentrus nattereri (red-bellied piranha) is the source of this 2650-nucleotide messenger RNA. Its product is annotated as choline transporter-like protein 5-B. Gene Ontology annotation, cellular component: membrane. NCBI's taxonomy places the organism in Eukaryota, Metazoa, Chordata, Actinopteri, Characiformes, Serrasalmidae. The transcript has 23 exons. Gene Ontology annotation, molecular function: transmembrane transporter activity. The record is from RefSeq and is a predicted model, not a curated record. Gene Ontology annotation, biological process: transmembrane transport. The coding region runs from base 90 to 2294 and encodes 734 amino acids.